Molecule: messenger RNA, 244 nt
Organism: Ambispora leptoticha
Lineage: Eukaryota; Fungi; Glomeromycota; Glomeromycetes; Archaeosporales; Ambisporaceae
Source: the annotation of a GenBank genome assembly
GCUUCGAACUUCAUCCGAUCUAAAAUUUUCGUCAUUGGCACUUGCACGAAAACCGUACACUAGCCUUUUAAUGAAUAUCUUUGCUGGCUCACAUCAAUGCAAGGGUCAGCAGUUUUCCUCGAGCAUCCCAUUAUCAGUCGCUGAUAUGGGUAGACAUGGAAGCAUUGGAAUUAACCCUUCAACUUGUGGAUUUGUGCACCAUAGCUUGCAGGAACGAUACAAUAUAUGGAUAACCAAGGAAUGA